CCGAGGAGCCAUGGCCGGGGCCGGGGGCCCAGCGCGGCGGCUGCUCCGGCCCCGCCGGCAGCGGGGCGGCGAGGAGGCACCGGGAGAGCAUCUGGCCUGUGAGCGAAAAGCCGAGGGGGAGCGGCAAAGUGCAGAGCUGCUGAAACAGACGGAAGCCGAGAGGCAGAAGAUCGUUGCGGAGUGGAAGGAGCUGCGAGGGUUUCUGGAGGAGCAGGAGCAGCUCCUGCUGUCCCAGCUGGAAGAGCUAGCCAGAGCCAUCGUCAGGAGACGGGACGAGGGCGUCUCCAGACCGUCCGGGGAGAUUUCCCUGCUCGGAGAGGAGGGGCAGCAGCAGGCAGGGAGCCAGUCCCCACAGGGUGCUGGACGCACUGAGAGCAGCAGGGAGGACGGGCUGUUUCAGAAGCCAGAGCCGGGGUUUGCGGAGCUGGAGAAGAGACUCAGCGAUUUCUCUCUGAAAAGUGCCAUCCUGCAGGAGGUGCUGCUGGGAUUCAAAGAGACUCUGCGACUGGAGCUGGAGAACAACACAGGGUUUCCAGUUUCCAAACCUGAUGGUGUCUCCCAGCUGGAACAAGGGGAAGAGCCGUGGGUCCUGGGUCUCCAGGGCUCGGAAGAAAGAGAGAUCCAGGGAGGUGCCUGCAGGGCAGGCGAAGGGGCAGUGAGUAAGAGCAAGGAGGAGAAUCCUCAGCAGAAAGAUCACGAGCUAGUGGAACCACCCGGGAGGUUUUCAGAAAGAUUUGAAGGGAAUAUUCACUGGAGUCGUGAGCGGAGAAAAGCUCAUGAGAGUCAGCAGAGAAAUCAGCCAGGGGAUGGUCGGGGAAGUGGCCAGGACCUCCAGGAAACCACAGCCCAGCAGAGAAUCCCCCCAGGAGAGAGAAAAAACACCUGCACGGAGUGUGGGAAAACCUUCAGUAGUCGCUCCAACCUUAUUACACACUGGAGAAUCCACACAGGAAAUAGACCGUAUAAAUGCUCAGAGUGUGGGAAAAGCUUCAAUCAGCGUUCAAACCUUAUUAAACAUUGGAGAAUCCACACAGGAAAUAGACCCUUUAAAUGCCAUGACUGUGGGAAAAGCUUCACUGACAGCUCAAACCUUACUCAGCAUCAGAGAACCCACGUGGGGGAGAGACCCUAUAGAUGCUCAGAAUGCGGGAAAAGCUUCACUCGGAGCUCCGACCUUAUUAGACAUGAGACAAUCCACACGGGAGACAGACCCUUUAAAUGCUCCAAGUGUGGGAAAAGUUUCAACGACCGCUCCAACCUUAUUACGCAUCAGAGAACCCACAUGGGGGAGAGACCUUAUAGAUGCUCAGAGUGCGGGAAAAGCUUCAGUGUGAGCUCCAGUCUUAUUACACACUGGAGAAUCCAUACGGGAGAGCGACCCUAUGAAUGCUGCGAGUGUGGGAAAAGCUUCACUCGGAGCUCAGACCUUAUUAGACAUGAGACAAUCCAUACAGGAGACAGACCCUUUAAAUGCUCCAAGUGUGGGAAAAGCUUCAAUGACCGCUCCAACCUUAUUAGACACCAGAGGAUCCACAAAGGACAGUAAACUCAUUGACUAGGGCUGGCCAAAGAUGCUUUUGCUAAUUCCUACAUAGAGAUCUUUAAGGCUGUUUGCACCGUUGUGUCACCGCGCGCUCUCAGCUGCCCCACUUUUGCGUUUGCAGCUCACCCUUCUUUGGGGUGAAUCCCAGGGCCCCUUCUAUCAGCCCCUUUGUCCUGGUAGUGGAGGGGAUGGUGUCCCCCACCUGCCGGGAAUGUCCAUCAGCCCCGUGUGGGGAGAUAGCGGUGACCUCGACUAGCUACGUUGAGAUAUAAUCUGCCUAGGCCAUGUCUCCACUGGGUUUUUAAUUAGAGAGCACCAGGUUAGCUCUCCUGAUGUAAAACAUAACGAUUCCUGCAGUGCAGCCACAGCCCAUAGUGCCCGGCAUUAUCUAGCAGGUUCCCCCUGGACCUGACUUAACCUCCAUCACUUUUCCUAGCCUAGACAAACCCUGGGCAUCACAGUCCCCUACGGUCAGCAGAGUGAUUGUCAGAGGCAUUGAGUUCCCCCUUGGGGACAGAUUGGCUAUGUCUACACUCCAAAAACUCCUGCAGCCGCAAGUCUUAGAGUCUGCCUGGGUCUACAGGCGUGGGCGUAUGCUACAGACCUAAAAAUAGCCAAGGAAACAGAUGAGGCUGGAGCUUGGACUCUGAAGCCUGGGGACGGGGCUUUUAGCGCUGUAGCAUGAGCCGGAGUCGAGAGACUGAGGAUCUGAGAAUCGCUGCCACUUUUUCUUUUUUGGGCAGUGUAGACAUAUCCAUAGAGUUUAUUCUGCCCGCAUUCUACUGCUCCACCUCCCAAAGUGUCAUGUGAUGCAACAUUCUCAGCUCUCUGAUUUAGGAUCACAUUGUGAUACCUACGUGCAGACCCGUUAGGGCGGGAGCUGAAAGAGACGCAGACCUGGAGCAGGAAUUUGAAUGAAUCCCACACACUGAGUAAUUGUUCUAUGCUUUCAUCUGCGUUUCCCUCAACCGGCAAAGCUGCUUCUGGGCUUUUUCCGGCUCAGCUGGGAGCGUUGCUGAUGGGAAGUUUGGCUGUUUUUCUCCAUUACGAUGAUGCUAAAACGUUUGUAAAUAACCUGAUUCAAAAAUAAUGAGAUGGCGCUGAGUGAAGCACAUUUGAACGGAUCAGAGGACAACACAAUGGGAGAAUCUGUUGUCCUGAUUCUGAGUCAUCAGAUGUAGCCUGCUCUGCAAUUUCAGUUUAUAUGAAACUGAAAGUGUUUUAUCCCCCUCGGUAUUGUCGGUUUCUCUCUCUUUCCUGAAGGCCAUUUAAUCACAUAACUGGAUAGCAGUUUUGUUAAGUAGAAUGUAGCUCGGAUUUAGUGGAGACUUCGAGACAAAUGACCAUUUGCUAAAAUAGUCAUUUAUUUAUUUUUGUUUUUUCCUUGCCCCUCCAUGAUGACGUGGUCCAUGGGGGAAGUUCACGUGCAGUUCAGUCAUCAGGAGAGGUCAUGCUUCAACCUAUUGGACAUGCUACCAUGGAAACAGUAGUGUUUGAAAAUCUCCACUCCGAGAUGGUAAAUAACAGCACACCCCAAUCUGUGCAACUAACUGAAGUAACUGACUACAAUCACACCCAUGUUCAGCUGGUUACGGCGGUAUCAUUGCCGAUGGUCUGGGAAGAGAAUUCCAGAGUAAGUGACUUAGAGCUAGGGAAAAUAACCGUUUAUUUGGUUCCCAAAGUAGUUGAGGCCCAGGCCCUUCACAUUAGGAAGAUAUUUCCUUCCUAAUCAGGUGCAUGUUGCCUAUGUUUUGGGAAACACUGUCCCCAUCUGUGUAGAUGUGGAGGAAAUGGAAGUGGCAUUUUUGCUGAACUUACCCUUUGUAUGUGUUGCAGAUGUGUAUAAAAUGAACUCAGUGUUGAAUGUGGGGUAGUUGCGGAAUAGUGAUUUUUGAAUAGAUACCCCACUUUUGGUGGCUUGCAGGGAUUCUGAUGCAGUCCCUAAUUUAGACCUGUGCCACCAGAUUAAAGAAACAAAUUGUACAUGUUUGGGGAAGCUUUUCCUCAGUAACACUGCUGAGAUUUUGGGUGGUUUGGUAAAGGAUUCUACUCCAGAGAAGUGUAAAUUUACCCUGACCAAGGCCAAGGAUUUGGCAAGCACUCAGUAAUAGCAGGUACCACCGGUUGGUUUUCACCCCAGAGAAGGACUCUGUGGUGGCCCAGGUAAAACUGUGUUUAGAACACCCCUCCCUAGGUUAAUGGCAUUGAGUAAGGUCCCUGAGGAUGCCAUAGAUAAACUGGGAACAGUUGUCCUUUACCAAAAGGCAAAGAAAGAAGCAGUUAGUGCCUUCAAAGGACAUUCCUUCCUCAUGGAUCCUAGUCUGACUCCAUUGGUGGACAACAAGGACUUUCAUGCUGUGUAAGUGAUGAUAAUCACUGAGGGAAUGGAUGGGUUAGAUUCCAAGUGCAGACAGACAGAUACAUAAAUGUGGAUUCUCGGCUUUUGUCUCUUAGUUUUGCCCUUGUGCUUUAUGCAUUGGCAUCACUACUUCUUCACGUCCUGCUAAUUUGAAAGAUUAGAAAGUGUGAAAAUAGAGUAGAGGUGCUUGUUCUCAUGAUGCAGACCUUCCCACAUAGUGUGAGACCCCUUUCACCAACAUUUAUAGCAGAAGACCAAGAGAGAAACGAAUUCAAAGAAGUGGAAGACACCUAUGUUGACUCAGAAUGCAACUUUACAUGAGACUCACUUGAUAGAACUGGGAAUUAAGAGAAAACUAACACAUAUAAGAUUUUGCAAUCUUUGAAUAUGUUAUUGUUACCAAUGGAAAUGAAAUUGAACAUUAUUGGUUAAAGAGUAAGACACUAAUUUUGUGAUAACAUGAAUUAUACUGGAACACUGCGAUUUUACACUGGUUCUCGUUUAGUAUAGGAAAUGGUGACUAAUCUUUUAAAGUAUAUUUGAUGUAAGAUACAUCCUUUGGACUAAUGAGUUUUGAAGAAAAACCUCACUUCAAAGGUUGGAGUGGGGGGAUACGAGAGAGAAAUAGUGUAUAUGAGAGUACUGACCCAGUGUUUUACUUCAGAUGGAAUUUAUUUCGACAAGCUCCAAAGCAAAUUUUCUGUUAAGUGGAAAUUGCUUAAAGAGACAAGUAGUGUAAUCUUUUACCCAGUUAGUCUGUAAGGGUACAUCUUCACUACCCGCCGGAUCGGCGGGUAGUAAUCGAUCUA
Molecule: messenger RNA, 4711 nt
Organism: Terrapene triunguis (Three-toed box turtle)
Lineage: Eukaryota; Metazoa; Chordata; Testudines; Emydidae
Product: zinc finger protein OZF-like
Exons: 8
Coding region: 11-1546 (511 amino acids)
Biological process (GO): regulation of transcription by RNA polymerase II
Molecular function (GO): DNA-binding transcription factor activity, RNA polymerase II-specific; RNA polymerase II cis-regulatory region sequence-specific DNA binding
Source: RefSeq, a predicted model, not a curated record